Plenodomus lingam JN3 is the source of this 354-nucleotide messenger RNA. NCBI's taxonomy places the organism in Eukaryota, Fungi, Ascomycota, Dothideomycetes, Pleosporales, Leptosphaeriaceae. The record is from RefSeq and is a predicted model, not a curated record.
AUGAUUACCUACCACAGUAGCAGAGAGCUUGUUGGCUCGUAUACAUUUAGUGGGUUUCAGACUGUGUGUGCUGCAGUACAAGAUUGUGGCGCAGGCAGCUCUUCCAGACGGCAGAUAGUUUGCAAUGCCCCGUUGUAUAAUCCUGGCCAAGUAGAAGCCUGUAAACGGAAGGCAGAACGCUGUAGCGUAGAAGUUCCCAGGAUUGUCCGAUGCAAGGAAGGCGAGACUUGUCUUCCUGGCGUAUGUAGGCAGGAUGAUCCGACAUGGAUGGUUUGCUACCGGGUCUGUUGCACAAAACCAGGCCCAACACCAUCACCAUCACCAUCAUCAAAACCGCCCCCUGUCCUCGUCUAA